AUGAAGUUCUCCGUUGCUUUCCUGACGGCAGCGCUCGCCACCUCAGCGGUUGCAGCUCCUUGGACGCUCGCCGACCGGAUAAAAGCCCGCGCAGAAGGCAGACAACUCCAUCAUUCCAACCCUUCCAAGGCAUUUGGAGCCAGUGAAGAACGGACAUUCAGCGCCCAGAGCGAUGAAACCAACAACACAGUCCACCGCCCCCCAUCCUCUCCUCCACCCCUAUCACAACACUCUCUUGAAGACAAAUCGUAA
Molecule: messenger RNA, 252 nt
Organism: Parastagonospora nodorum SN15
Lineage: Eukaryota; Fungi; Ascomycota; Dothideomycetes; Pleosporales; Phaeosphaeriaceae
Exons: 1
Coding region: 1-252 (83 amino acids)
Biological process (GO): proteolysis
Molecular function (GO): glutamic-type endopeptidase activity
Source: RefSeq, a predicted model, not a curated record